CUCAUGCACGAUACAUCGAGGAAAAUACUCAUUUUCGAAGUAAUUAUUAGUCAACAAUAACGAAGGAUAGUGAAUCUUAGGGCUCAUUAGUGACAAAUAUCUGGUGAAUCAACUCCACGUGACAAGGUUAAGGACUAUUCGUUUGGACCCCAAUGCGGAAGAGUCUGCAUGCAGAGUCGUACGUGCUUCUCUGGGUCUAUCUGGGAGAAGUUUCUUAUUCCUACCAAUUCAUCCAUCAAGGGUUUUCCUCUCGAGAAAUUAAAACGUCUGGUCGCUGUAUUUGUGAUGGUCAGAGAGACUAAGAUAUUAUCAGCAAAGAGAAAAUGAUGUCAGGAGUGGGAUACGAGACAAGAUGGCGUCUGUUCUCCUUGGCUCUCGUGUUGCAUAUUCACCUCCACUCGCUGUGUGUGUCCGCCAGCAGUUAUCGUCUGAACCCCGAUGGACGAAAUGUUUGUUCCACAACCCGACGAAUACAAGAGUUCCAGUUCUUACCGGAGCUGUCACACUCGUCAUACCAGAAUGAACCGGUGGGUGACUACGACUCCGCUGAGGAAGAUAAACUUAGAGAAGGAGGUAUAAGGGGGGCCCCCACCAGGAACUCCCACUUGGUGAUUGGAAAACAAUAUGCACGACUAAUCAAUCAGACUGUAUAUCACUGCUGUGAGGGUUGGCGAUCAAAUGGUAGAGAUUGUCCCAUAGCUGUGUGUAGUCAAGGAUGCCAGCAUGGAAACUGUACGGCGCCGGGUAUGUGUUCCUGUGAACCAGGGUUUAUGGGUAUACGUUGUGAGCUCCCGUGCCCUCGUGGACGAUAUGGACCAUUCUGUGAGCAACAAUGCAACUGUGGGCAGAGAGAAUGUGACCCCGCAAUGGGUAGAUGUACACCUGCUUGCCCAUCGGGACACAUGGGCCCCAACUGUGUCAUGCCCUGCCCUCCCGGUCGCUUUGGACCUGACUGUGUUGACUUUUGCCAGUGUCCAUUCUCCGUGAUCGGUGAAAUCCUGUGUGACUCUAUGACAGGAAACUGUACUGAACCGACCCUGCCACCAACGACUCGGAAAGUCUACGAUUCGACGAUGCUGGAAAGUACGGAUACCUUUCAUGAGUUCUUCCAGUAUGACACAGAGAGUCCAUCCAUAAUAAACCCUGAGCGGAAGAACUCGUUACAGGUCAAGGCAAUGCGUCUUGGUAUUUCCGGUGCUGUAAGCGUCCUCCUGAUGAUCAUAUCCUUGAUACUCGCCAUCUACGUUUACCGGAAAUUCAGGAACCGACCAUGUAUUUGUCUGCAGAGGAAAAAGAUACGAGCAGCGAUGUUGAAACAGCAAAGAGAGAGGGAUGAAGGAAGAGGAGACCAUUCAAAUCAUGUAGCACCAACUCCUCGGGCCCACUUUCCCAAUCCGCACUUACCUCACGCCUUGCCUUACCGACUUCCCAGUCUCUGCAACUACACUGGUCUACGGCAAACUGGGAACCUACCAGGCAGCGUGCUCUUCGACCCUCUACCCGGAGUCACAGAAUCAAUCACCAAUGUUACAUCAGUAGAUGUUGCUCCUGUAACAAUGCAUCGAAUGCCCGAAGAGACCAUCUAUGAAGUACGACCCUCGCUCGUCGCGAAGAGUCGCAGGAACCAGGAUAUGACCAGUGGCUACAUCGAAAAUGACACGUUGAGUUCGAUGUCAAGAGUCGUCCAGGGUUGCGAGAUAGAGAUGGAUAGUGCCAACAGUAGUGCCAUGUACCACCGUGACCUGGAUGAUGAAGAACCUUAUGAUGAGGAGGAAUAUGAUUAUCCGUAUGCUGAUAAUGCCAAGAUACAAAUGGGUUUGGAUCGUUUUCAGACGAAGAGAUCGCGACCUGGUGCGCAUGAACACGACAACUCGAUUUAUGCUGUGGUUCUAGAAAACGAAAAACCGAUGAACAGUCAGCAUGAUGGGGAUUAUGAACGCGAGAACCAUCGCAGUCGUGAGAGUGAUAUCUUAGCAGACGCAGGUAAUCAUGGAAGAACCCACACUGAUCCAUUUCCUCUUCCAUCCCAUCUUGCGAAUCCACCUUCUGAUGGUACUUACACAGCUUUGAUUGCAGGAACACGAUCACCUUGGACGGAAUCCUCAUUCCCAGAAAGAACUCCUGGUAGUGGGUGUUCUACCGCACCGGCUACUAUUGCCUUAGCAAGAAAACCGUCAAUGGGAGUUGCUCCUUCGGUAAGACCAAGGGCGUCACCGGUUGUGAAACCUAUUGGUAACGCUACCUCAAUACGUCCCCGGGGUAUGAGUGACAUACCUCGUAACUCAUAUGCCACAGAGAACAAAUUCGUGUCAUCUCGUCCUAAAAAAAUUAUUAGUCAGGUGGAUUCUAAUGGCUAUACGACUGCAAUUCGAGCAUUUUCUUCAAUGCGACAGCCGCGACGCCCAGCGACGAAACGAAAAUCUAGACCUUCUAUUGAAUUACGACAAACACCAAGUCCUAUGAUACCUCCUAGGUUAAGCGAAUCGGACAUCCCACCGCUGUCGCCCGAUCCAACAGCCGAUCAUAGCAUGAAAACUCAGCUACUUCAAGCUGUUUCGUCCAAUCCGAGAUAUGUCAACGGGUGUAUUAUAUCUCCCAAACAAAAACCAAAGGAAAGAACUAGAUCAAGAACUCCUGCUAUGCUUCGAAGAGCAAAAAACGUACUCCCUCUACCAACUAUAAAGGUAGACGAAGAGAGUGAGAAACUGUAUGACGAUAUUUUACCGUUUGGAGAUUAAGAAAGUAAUGUCUAUGUACAUUUGCUGACCAAUUAGAACAUAUUCAAAGAUCUCAGCGGAUAUUUUAUGAACAAUGAUCGCUAUAAAGUCCCAAGUUACGAAGACAAAUUGUAAUUUGAGUAAUUAAUGUUGUUAGAACGUAUGGAAUAUAAUUUCAACAUUCAUAUUUUCUACUCUUGGUAGGCCAUAGUGCACCAUGUUGUGUUCAUAGAAAUAAAAGAGCACGGUGGAUUUCACUUGAAACUGAAAGGUAGACAUAAAACUAUAAUACAUUUUCUCGAUUCUUUAUUGAUGCAUACGAAAAUAUUUAUUAUGUUUAUAUAAUUAAUCCAGCUUGGUACAUCGAAAACUUCGUAGUCUGACAUCACAUGGUCUUCUUGUUUUGCCUAGACAAGAAAAAGGCCGUGAUAAAAACGAUACGUAAUUCUGAUAGAAUACCAUUUGACUACCAGACUUUAUGUUAGCUUACAUUAGCUUAUGUAACUAUGCACCAUUGCCUCACUAUAAUGUAUUUGUCUAUUGACAUAUCAACCAAAUGUAACAUUUGUAUGGUAUUUUUAAAGCUUCAUUGCUUAUACAGUUAUUAUCUGUCUAUUUAAUUUAUUCAUGGAUGAAAAAGUGCCUGUGUAAAAACAUGUAUAUGUAGAAGAAAUACAAAAUACCUGAAUAUAGGUUAAUAUUACAACUCAAAA
Messenger RNA from Strongylocentrotus purpuratus (purple sea urchin), 3430 nucleotides. RefSeq lists its product as uncharacterized. Bases 324 to 2738 code for a protein of 804 amino acids. Gene Ontology annotation, cellular component: membrane. The transcript has 9 exons. The record is from RefSeq and is a predicted model, not a curated record. NCBI's taxonomy places the organism in Eukaryota, Metazoa, Echinodermata, Echinoidea, Camarodonta, Strongylocentrotidae.